AUGGCCGAUGACGAGCACGAAGUCAACGGAGAUUCCGAUGAGCCGCAACAAAAAGCCGACGAUUCCUCGCAGAAAAAAUCUGCAAAACAUGAUUCUGGUGCUGCCGACUUAGAAAGGGUCACCGAUUAUGCCGAAGAGAAAGAAAUUUACUCCGCAGAUGAGUUUAAAGGUGCCAUGAGUUUGAUUGGCGAUAGGAGAAAUAAGGAAGUCGCUGAAAAAAUGGCCAAGGAAAGGGAAUUAGCAAAAGUUUCAAUCAGUAAAGAAGAUGUGGACUUAAUAGUGCGAGAGCUAGAAGUGGGUAGAAGCCAUGCUGAAAGGACAUUGAGAGAACAUUCAGGAGAUGUCGUGCAAGCUUUGAUAUCGCUCACCAACUAG
This is a messenger RNA of Nezara viridula (southern green stink bug), 375 nucleotides long. The record is from the annotation of a GenBank genome assembly. NCBI's taxonomy places the organism in Eukaryota, Metazoa, Arthropoda, Insecta, Hemiptera, Pentatomidae.